Molecule: messenger RNA, 1834 nt
Organism: Manduca sexta (tobacco hornworm)
Lineage: Eukaryota; Metazoa; Arthropoda; Insecta; Lepidoptera; Sphingidae
Product: glucose dehydrogenase [FAD, quinone]
Exons: 4
Coding region: 1-972 (323 amino acids)
Molecular function (GO): flavin adenine dinucleotide binding; ecdysone oxidase activity
Source: RefSeq, a predicted model, not a curated record
AUGAGCAAUUCUUACGGUUGCUUCGAUGCUGCGUGCCUGUCACCGACAGUCGGGGUUGCUGCGGAAACCUUCGCCUCAGCGCUGCAAUUUAUUGCUGCAACACAAUGUGUUUUGGCAGAUGUACCACAAAUACCAGAAGCUAAAGUCUGUGAAAAAGAAACCUUUGACUUUAUAAUAGUCGGAGCUGGGACAGCUGGUUGCGUAGUAGCAAGCAGACUUAGUGAAAUUACUAAGUGGAAAAUACUACUACUGGAAGCUGGUGGGGAUCCCCCUGUGGAAAGCUACAUCCCAGGAUCAACUAAAAGCAUGUAUGCCACCGAAUACGAUUGGAAUUAUUACGGUAUUGAUAAUGGAAGAUCAAGUAGUGGACUUAUAAAUAGUUCUAUAUAUCUGCCAAGAGGCAAAAUGUUAGGCGGUAGUUCUAAUUUAGGCGGCAUGGUUUAUAUAAGGGGAAAUAGACACGAUUUUGACAAGUGGAAUGAGUUGGGCAACGAAGACUGGAAUGCAGAUAUUGCUUACGAGUAUUUCAAAAAAGUAGAAAGUUUGCAAGAUGAACAAUUAUUGAAUUACGCCGCAGUGAAUGCCUAUUACGGACACGAUGGACCUCUAGUCCUCAGUAAUUUCAAUAACACUUACGAUAUUUAUAAUGAUGAACUAUUAGCUGCGUGGGAAGAGAUAGGCAUCAAAACUGUAGCUGACGUUAAUACAGCUGGGUUCGGAGCAUCUCCCAGGAUGGUUACAGCGUCCAAGGGUUAUCGAAAUAGCGCUGUUACAGCGUACCUUACUCCUGAUGUAGUAAGCCGGCCAAAUUUAAAAAUAUUAAAACAUGCACUGUGUACAAAAAUUUUGGUGACUCCAAAAACAGGACGGGCAUAUGGUGUUAAAGUAGAUCACAAUGGCCGUAGUAGGACAUUCUUCGCAAAACGUGAAGUUAUUAUUAGUGCAGGAGCAAUAAAUUCUGCUCAGUUAUAAUUGUUAUCUGGAAUAGGACCCAAGAAAAAACUAAAAGCCCUAAAUAUUAAGUCCAUUAUCGAUUCACCUGCAGUAGGACGAAAUAUGGAAGAUCACAUCACCGUCAACAUUCCCAUUUUUGCAGAUUAUCCAGGUGAAUUAAACGAAGCUGAAAACUAUUUUCAAACUAUGAGAUAUUUAUAUGAUAGGUCCGGAACCCUUGCACAAGGCGGACUUUUAAACCUUGUGUCCCUAUUGCCUGAUUUUGAAAAUGGAACCUAUCCAGAAAUAGAACUUUUUGGAUCACUUCAUUGGAAAAAUUCAUUAUCAUUGCGUAAUGGUCUGGCUUCACAGUAUAAAUAUAAGAAACAAAUUUUAGAUUCUUUCGUAAAACCCAAUGAACAACAUGCAUUAUACAUAUUUACAGUAAUGUCGUUACAUGCAAUAUCAAAAGGUUUAGUGACUUUAAGAUCUAAUAACCCUAAAGAUGCGCCAAUAAUCAAUCCAAAUUUCUUUGACGAACCCGAGGAUUUGGAAACCCUCGUUCGUGGAAUACAGAAAGCUAUUGAAAUUGUUAAUACAAAACACUUUAAAUCUAUAAAUGCGUUUAUAGGAAGAAUCAAUUGGCCAGAUUGUGAAGGUUAUGAGUUAACUAGUGACGAAUAUUGGAGAUGUAUCACAUUAAACAUCGGUGUUUCCGACUACCACAAUGUAGGUACUUGUAGAAUGGGACCAAAUCCCGAAACAUCCGUGGUGACAAGCAAUUUGAUAGUUCAUGGAACUACAAAUCUUCGUGUGGUUGAUGCUAGUAUUAUGCCUUAUCAAUUGAGCGCAAAUCCUAUGGCAGGAGUAUACAUGAUAGCAGAAAGAAUUUGCGAUUUGA